AUGUUUUACGUCCACGGGUCUCAUUAUUAGGUUUGCAAGUGGCGGGUUUGACGCCCAGCCGCUGCCUAGAGGUGCUGCGGAUGAGCCGGGGGGCAGCUCAGUGCUGGUACCACGGCCCCUGCCUCAGUCUGUGAUCCCGUGGAUGAGUGUGUAGUGUUGGCGGCGCCGGUGAAGCGGCGCAAACCUUCCCCCUCUCUCUCUCCCUCCCUCCCUCUCCACCUCCCCCCGGCCAUCAACCUUCCUCUCCCCGGCUCAGUCUGUGGACGACACUUCGUCACCUUAAACCCCGGCCCCAGACACCGGGCAGCAUUAUACAAUGGAGGUCGAUCCUAACAAGUCACCAAAGGCAGGAGAGAACGCCUCCUGCAAUGGGGAUGCCUCUGCAUUGCCGACAGAUCUUCAGCUACAAGCUCCCCCCAAACCCCCGCCGUACGUUUGCACGUUGAGUCCACAGCUGAUCGCCAAGGCACAAGAAGAACUUCAGGAGAAACCGGAGUGGAGACUUCGCGACGCACAAGCCCUGAGAGACAUGAUUUUGAAGGAGGCUCCGAACUUGAAGACCCGUUUGGACGAUGCCUUCUUGCUGCGGUUUCUCAGAGCUCGCAAGUUUGAUUACGACAGGGCACUGAAGCUUUUAUUGAAUUACCACGCCAGCCAGAAGACCUGGCCAGAGGUGUUCUCAAACUUGAGGCCAUCUGCAAUAAAACGUGUGCUGGAUUCCGGAUUUCUUACUAUGCUGCCUCGCCCUGAUCCACUCGGACGAUAUAUCUUAGUCAUUCGACCAGGAAGAUGGAAAAUUUCCGAUUAUCCCAUCACUGAAAACAUCCGUGCCAUUUAUAUAACAUUAGAGAAGCUUGUUCAGUCAGAAGAGAACCAGGUGAAUGGAAUAGUCAUUCUUGCAGACUACGGUGGAGUUGCCUUGUCCCAGGCUGCUCAGCUUGGUCCCUUUAUGGCCAAAAAGGUCAUUGGAAUUCUUCAGGAUGGAUUUCCAAUGAGGAUAAAAACUGUCAACAUCAUCAAUGAGCCCAUUAUCUUCAAGGGGAUUUUUGCCAUCAUAAAGCCGUUUCUAAAGGAGAAAAUGACGGAGAGGUUUGUUCUUCACGGGUCAGAUCUAAGCUCCCUUCACAAGGAUAUUCCACCGAACAUCCUUCCUCAGGAGUAUGGAGGUACAAUGGGAAAGCUCACCACCACCGCCUGGGCCGAGUCACUGCUGGCGUUUGAGGAGGAAUUUGUGGCCGAAUUCUGUCGGACAUGCUCACCAACGGAUAAUGCACAUGCUCAGUAUGCGGACGGGCCAACCGAACAAUCAGGCCAACAGUGCGAAGAUUCCUUCAGGGGAGUGAGGUCGCAGUUGUAUUAUUGUUAUUAACAGGACUGAUUGGUACUUUCCCUAAAAGAUUGUCUUUUUUUCUUUUUCGUGGUGGAGUAUUUAUCCAAGUUUAGCUGCCUGACCACAGGGCGGCCACAGUGGGGGGCAGCUGCUAGAGAGGAGGGCUGCCUCCAAGUCCGGUGGCAGGCAGUAGAUGGGAACGUUCGGUGAACUUCUGUAACUUUGUCGGUGCCAAAACGUGGGGACAUUUGUGUACUGCCUGUGUGUGGGGUCUGCUACAUGAUUUUACCGGGUUGUCUGCAAAACAAAGCGUUUCACUGCGCCUAGGUAUACGUGACAACAAUGUAUCAUUGCGUUGAAUCAUUGAGUGGGUGAGAAAGUGGGAUAACAUGGAACUGGUGUGAACUGUGAUCGGUGGUCGGUAUGGGCUCGGUGGGCUGAAGGGCCUGUUUCCGUGCCGUGUCUCUCUAAUCUCUAAAGGGCAGCA
Molecule: messenger RNA, 1817 nt
Organism: Amblyraja radiata (thorny skate)
Lineage: Eukaryota; Metazoa; Chordata; Chondrichthyes; Rajiformes; Rajidae
Gene: ttpal
Product: tocopherol (alpha) transfer protein-like
Exons: 5
Coding region: 317-1369 (350 amino acids)
Cellular component (GO): membrane
Molecular function (GO): phosphatidylinositol bisphosphate binding
Source: RefSeq, a predicted model, not a curated record